This is a messenger RNA of Zophobas morio, 663 nucleotides long. It is a transcript of the gene RpL11, whose product is annotated as large ribosomal subunit protein uL5. The record is from RefSeq and is a predicted model, not a curated record. Gene Ontology annotation, cellular component: ribosome; cytosolic large ribosomal subunit. Gene Ontology annotation, molecular function: structural constituent of ribosome; RNA binding. The transcript is spliced from 4 exons. Bases 99 to 662 code for a protein of 187 amino acids. Lineage: Eukaryota; Metazoa; Arthropoda; Insecta; Coleoptera; Tenebrionidae. Gene Ontology annotation, biological process: translation.
UACCAAUCGCUGCAAGUGAAAACACUAGCAAAAUGUCAAAAUACGUUGACUAGGAUCCUGUAUUACCGACUUUCUUUUUACAUUUCUUCAAUACAGCAAUGGCGCCGGUAGCAAAGAAGGAAAAAAAGGAAAUCAAAGACAAGUCGAAGAACUCUAUGCGAGAUCUUCACAUUCGCAAACUCUGCUUAAACAUUUGUGUGGGAGAAUCUGGUGACAGAUUAACUCGAGCAGCGAAGGUGCUGGAACAACUGACUGGACAGCAACCUGUAUUUUCCAAAGCCAGAUAUACCGUAAGAUCAUUUGGAAUCAGGCGUAAUGAAAAAAUUGCGGUACAUUGUACAGUCCGCGGCGCCAAAGCUGAAGAGAUUUUGGAAAGGGGCCUGAAAGUACGAGAGUACGAAUUAAGGCGUGACAAUUUCUCUGCGUCUGGCAACUUUGGAUUUGGUAUCCAAGAACACAUUGAUCUUGGAAUUAAAUACGACCCUAGUAUUGGUAUCUAUGGGUUAGAUUUUUAUGUCGUUUUGGGCCGACCUGGAUUCAAUGUGGCCCACAGGAGGAGAAAGCAAGGAAAGGUUGGUUUCCCUCAUCGAUUAACCAAGGAAGAUGCCAUGAAAUGGUUCCAGCAGAAAUAUGAUGGUAUAAUUCUGGCGAGUAAAAAGUAAA